UGCGGCGGGUCAGUGCUGCGAGGGGAAUCCAUCCGGCCGGCAUCGCCGCCCCGCAGGGUCCUCACCUCUCUUUUUGCCUCCCGCCGCCGGCGCCGCGGCGCGCAGGGCUCUGCAGAGGCUGCGAUCGACGAAGCAAGGGGGAAGCGACGCGCCUGCACCAACCCCGGCUGUCGCCCGCCUGCCCGCGUCCCUCUCUCCCCUCUCCAUUUCCCUCCGGCUGGGAAGGACACCCCCCUCAUUCCCCAUCCAGCUCCUCGGUCGCCUCCGGGUGGGGGCUGGAGUGUGAACGGGGAUUCCCACUUCGGUGCGAAGCGGGAUCCCUCGCCCGGCAGCAGCAGCAACGAUGACGCGCCUGAGCUGGUGCUUCGCUUCCCUGAUCCGCUGGGGAAAAUACUUCUUCUCGUGCUUCCUGCCCCUGCGAUUCUGCCUGCAUCGGGAGCCUGAGGACCUUGAAGCAUCCACAUCCCACACCUUCAAAGUGAAGAGCUUCAAGAAAGUGAAACCAUGUGGGAUAUGUCGUCAGGCUAUUACCCGGGAGGGUAGCACCUGCCGAGGUUGCAAGCUCUCCUGUCACAAGAAAUGUGAAGCCAAGGCUGCCACGCCUUGCAUGCCUGCUGGCAAUCAUGAGCUGCCAUCCACUGAGGAAAGUCCUGCGAAGCACUUAGAAACCCCGGUGUUCACAAAGUCCCCCAAAAUUAUCCAGGCACGACGUAAACCCUCAAGGAGCUUGAGCCUAAACCAGGCCAUGGAGGAUACUUGUGAACUAGACCUGGUGUAUGUCACAGAACGGAUUAUUGCUGUCAACUUUGCAAGUUUGUCGGAGGAGCAGACCUUCUCUAGCAACCUGAAGGAGGUGGCACAGAUGCUGAAAUCCAAGCAUGGGGACAGUUACCUGCUUUUUAACCUGUCAGAGAAGAGGCAUGACAUCAGCAAGCUCCAUUCCAAGGUGCUGGAUUUCGGAUGGCCCGACUUGCACACACCUGCCCUGGAGAAGAUAUGCAGCAUCUGCAAGGCCAUGGAUACGUGGCUCAACGCUGAUCCUCACAAUGUGGUGGUUCUGCAUAAUAAGGGGAACAGAGGCCGGACAGGAGUAGUUAUUGCUGCCUACAUGCACUACAGCAACAUUUCAGCCAGUGCAGACCAAGCUCUGGACCGGUUUGCCAUGAAGAGGUUCUAUGAGGACAAGGUGAUCCCAGUGGGGCAGCCAUCGCAGAAGAGGUAUGUCCACUACUUCAGUGGUCUGCUGUCCGGCACCAUCAAAAUGAACAACAAGCCCCUCUUCCUGCAUCAUGUCAUCAUGCAUGGAAUUCCCAACUUUGAGUCUCAAGGAGGCUGCCGGCCCUUCCUCAAGAUAUACCAAGCUAUGCAGCCUGUCUACACAUCUGGAAUCUACAAUGUGCAGGGGGACAGUCAGACCAGCAUCUGCAUCACUAUAGAGCCUGGACUACUCUUAAAGGGAGAUAUCUUGUUGAAAUGCUAUCACAAAGAGUUCCGUAGCCCAAGUCGAGAUGUGAUCUUCCGAGUGCAAUUCCACACCUGUGCCAUUCAUGACCUGGCCAUUGUCUUCAAUAAGGAGGACCUGGAUGAUGCAUUUAAAGAUGAGCGGUUUCCAGAGUAUGGGAAGGUGGAGUUCGUGUUCUCCUAUGGACCUGAGAAGAUUCAAGGCAUGGAGCAUCUCGAGAACGGCCCCAGCGUCUCAGUGGACUACAACACCUCUGACCCGCUCAUCCGCCGGGACUCCUAUGAAAACUUCAACAUGCGUCGUGAAGACAGCAUGGAGGAGGUUGGUCACACCCAAGGGCCUCUGGAUGGCAGCCUAUAUGCCAAGGUGAAGAAGAAAGACUCGCUCCACGGCAGCACCGGCACCGUCAACACCAACCGCAUCACGCUCUCGGCUGCCCCCAACCACAUUGAGCACACACUCUCUGUUAGCAGUGAUUCAGGCAACUCCACCGCCUCCACCAAGACAGACAAGACUGACGAGCAAGCAGUGCCCACAGUCCCCGGCAGCAGCGGAGGAAGCAACCCUAUACUAACCCCAGAGGAGAAGCGGGAGCUUGACAGCUUGCUCAGCGGCUUUGGCUUGGAGAACGAGGCCGCCAUGCAUAACCACAACCCCAGCGGGGGAGCAGUGGUUGCUUCCACCACCUCAGGCCGCCACAUCGUUCCAGCUCAGGUGCAUGUCAACGGGGAAGCUGCCAGCUUGGUGGCCGAGAGGGAAACAGACAUUCUGGAUGACGAGUUGCCCAACCAGGAUGGGCACAGCGUGGGGAGCCUGGGCACCCUCUCGUCGUUUGAUGGCACCACCAACACCAGUGACAUGGGCUACCACGAGGCCCCUCGGAUGGAGAGCCUCAACUCCUUGCCCAAUGGGUCGUCCAACUUCAACGGCAUAGACAAGCUGCAUGAUUCAGAGACAGUGAUCAAUGGUGGCUACCCCUACAACAACCAGAACACCUUGCGGAGCAUGAUGGGGCGUCACCCCCAGGACCCGUAUGGGCACAUCCGUCCUUCAGUGUCUGCCCAGGAGAAUUUGGCCGACUACUACCAGCAUGGCUUCCCCACUCCUGGUUGGUUGCAACCCCAGCCGCCAGCUGCCAGCCAGCAAUACCCCUAUGGCUACGAUCCAAAUGGCAUAUACCGCUCGCAGUCCUUCCCCACAGCGACUGCUGAGAGCCCCCAGCUGCCCCAGGCACCAGCCCGGAGCACAAGUAGCCGGGAAGCUGUCCAGAGGGGACUUAACUCUUGGCAGCAGCAAAGUGGAGGCAGCAGACCACCUUCCCGCCAACAGGAUGGUGCCCGAGACAGCCAAAGUCCCAGUGUUUCCAGUGCAAGCCCUCAGCCCAGCCCUUCACAAGCAGCACCCCCUCAAAGCAUCAGCAUCCCUGAAUUCCCCAGGGUGGCCUCCCAGAAGGAAAUAGAGCAGUCCAUUGAGGCCCUCAACAUGCUCAUGCUUGACCUGGACCCUUCUGUCUCCAUGAUGCACAAGUCCCAGAGUGUCCCGGUGUCUUCCAGAGAAGAUAAGCCACGCCCAGUGGCUCUCUCAGUAUCUGCCCAGCCUGUGACUGGUCCUCAGGUGGUGCAGCCAAAGUCUACCAAUCCUUUUGGCCCUAUUCCAGGCAGCCCUUCCCACAACUCCAUGGGCAUCUCUGUGUCCCAGCUGCCUGACCACCAGGCGCCUAAAGCUCAUCCCACAAAACUAUUGCUCCACAAUUCUGCAGAGCCAGAGUACCCCGCGCAGGAUGACCAGGAGGCUUAUUUGUCCUAUGGCUAUCCGAACCAGCAAGCCAGGAGCUAUGGCCAGGCUGCAGGAAGCCCUCCUACAUCUCCCAGGCCUCAUGCAAUGGCAUAUAAGCUCAUGGAAGCUCAGCAUCCCCUGCUGACGUCACCCCCAUCCCCUGGGAUGACAAUUCAAGCCCAGGUACCAAUAAAGGAUGUGGAGAACAGUGAGGAACCUUCUCGCCCCGCAGAGGAAGAGCCUUUGCAUCUUGAAGGUCUGGUGGCCCACAGGGUAGCAGAGUACAACGCCAAACUCCGGGACAUCCGGAAGAGCAUGAAAAGCCCCCAUCCUCCUCUUCACCGACAGCGAUCCUUCUCCUUUUCUGGAUACUUGGCUCUUCUGAAUCCACCCACCUCUCUCCCUACAGGAGUACAGUCGCCACGGGAGAAGUCACCAGAAGAAGCCGAAGCCCCUAUACGGAGACGGACCACCAGUGAAGGCCAGUAUGAGAACAGUCCCCAGGAUCCUAGUUCACCACGAAGCCCCACGGUUCGUUCUCCAGUUCACUGUGUCUCACCAGAGGUGUUCAGCACCAUCUCUGCCAACCCUGGAGGAAGGCCCAAGGAGCCCCAUCUCCACAGUUACAAAGAGGCCUUUGAAGAGAUGCAGGGGACCUCUCCAAGCAGUCCACCUUCAAGUGGUGGUGAGACCUCUCCCCCAACCCCUGCCUUCCCUGUCUCACCACAAACCCCUUACAGUAACCUACUGCGCUCUCCACCAGGACUGGCUAAAACCCCGCUUUCAGCACUGGGCCUAAAACCUCACAACCCAGCAGAGAUCUUGUUGCAGCAAACAGGAGAACUAGAUGGGGAGACAGUAGUUGAAUCUGAUGAAGAGCCCCGGAGCUAUGUGGAAUCUGUGGCCCGUACAGCAGCAAGUGGUGGCAGCAGCAGUUCUGUUGGGAAGCCCCAGGCACCCCUGGCUCCACAGACCUAUAACACUGAGACACCAGUGAGGAAUGGAUCUUUUCCCAACUCCUUUGUUUCACCAAGCCCUGUCGCUGCCAGCAGUCCAAUGCACAGCAUGGAUGGGUUCUCUAUAGGUAGCUACCCAUCAGAGAACAAUGCCAGCAUAGCCAUUUCAUCCCAGCCAUCAGCUGAGUCCAGCUUCCAAUCCGCCAACCUUUCUCAGGGGCCGUCGGCGAACAGCAGCUACCAAAACACCUCUACAUCCACUCAGGGCCUUCCAGCCUAUAUGAGUGCCGACUUCCCUGAUGGCCGAGCUAGCACUCAACAAGAUAGCCACCCAAGGCCUCAACCCCAAGCCAAUGCAGUUGGGGUCCAUGUCAUGCCUGGAAGCCCCCACUCCCUCCACAGAACGGUAGCCACCAACACUCCCCCUAGCCCAGGAUUUGGGCGAAGAGCUGUCAAUGCUAACAUGGGAGCUGUUCCAGGAAGCCCAAGCAUGAGCAGGCAUGUAAUGGCUCCGUACGGCAACCUCGUUGCAUCGCCUGGGAGUCCAAGCCUGACUCGGCAGCAGCCCAUAAUGGGAGGCAGCACAUCCAUGGUCUCUGGAAGUCCCAACUUAGAUCGGCACAUCAUAUAUGGAUACUCAGCUCCAGAGGAGAAGCGCCCAACGCUCUCCCGCCAAAGCAGUGCCUCAGGUUAUCAGGCUCCCUCUACCCCAUCUUUUCCUGUCUCCCCGGCCUACUACCAUGGAGUCAGUAGCCCACAUUCAUCGUCCCCUGACUCAGCAGUGUACCGGCAGGGAAGCCCCACCCCACCCCAACCACUGCUCCCUGAAAAGAGAAGGAUGUCAUCAGGGGAUCGGUCAAACAGCCUGCCCAACUAUGCCACAGUGAAUGGCAAGACCUCUUCACCCAUCUCCAGUGGGAUGUCCAGUCCCAGCAGUGGGAGUGGCAUGGCCUUCCAUCAUACUCUGCCUGAUUUCUCCAAGUUCUCAAUGCCAGACAGCAGCCCUGAGACCAGAGCUAACGUGAAGUUCGUCCAGGAUACCUCCAAGUACUGGUAUAAGCCAGAGAUCUCCAGGGAGCAAGCCAUUGCACUGCUGAAAGACAAGGAACCUGGGGCUUUUAUCAUUCGAGACAGCCACUCCUUCCGAGGAGCGUAUGGAUUGGCCAUGAAAGUUGCUUCUCCGCCUCCUGGUAUUUUGCAACAGAGCAAGAAAGGAGAUCUCACCAAUGAGCUGGUUAGGCACUUCCUGAUAGAAACCUGCCCUAAAGGUGUGAAACUAAAAGGAUGCCCUAAUGAACCAAAUUUUGGUUGCUUGUCAGCUCUCGUGUACCAGCACUCCAUCAUGCCUCUGGCCUUGCCCUGCAAGCUGGUCAUUCCCGAUCGAGAUCCCAUGGAUGAAACAAAAGAGACAACCACAUCGAGCAACUCAGCAACAGACUUGCUCAAACAGGGAGCAGCCUGCAAUGUGCUCUUUAUCAACUCGGUGGAGAUGGAAUCAUUAACAGGGCCACAGGCCAUUGCCAAAGCUAUCACUGAGACGCUGGCCGCUGACACCCCACCAUCUGCUACUAUUGUCCACUUCAAAGUCUCAACACAAGGAAUCACCUUAACAGACAACCAGAGGAAGCUGUUCUUCAGACGACAUUACCCCAUCAUCAGUGUCACCUUCUGUGAUGUGGACCCACAGGAAAGAAAGUGGACUAAGUCAGACAGUGGUGGUGCUGCAAAACUCUUUGGCUUUGUGGCCAGGAAACAAGGCAGUACAACAGACAACGUCUGCCACCUCUUUGCUGAGCUGGACCCUGACCAACCAGCUGCCGCCAUUGUCAACUUUGUCUCCAGGGUCAUGCUCGGCUCCUCUCAAAAGAGAUGAACCGAUGCCUUCCCCCUGAAGGGGGCUUCUUGCCCUUGAAUUUUGAAGAAGGACUUGGAGUUGUUCCGAGAAGGAGUGCAAGGAAGUGCGUUGCGAAAGAGGGAAGUGAACCAAUUUUAGGGGGCGGGGGGAGAGUUGGAGAGUGGGGGAAGGUCUGAAUUGCUGGAAAGCCCAAACCAAGCAAACGUACGUACAUAGCAGAAACCAAGGAACCGACAUCAUCGCCUUUCCCUGCCAAGUUCAAGAGGUGGAGACAAUUUUGGCUUUUUGGAUCAGCAUGAAAUCAGAGAAUUCAGCCCCACAGG
Messenger RNA from Lacerta agilis (Sand lizard), 6372 nucleotides. RefSeq names its product tensin 1 (gene TNS1). The transcript is spliced from 35 exons. NCBI's taxonomy places the organism in Eukaryota, Metazoa, Chordata, Lepidosauria, Squamata, Lacertidae. The record is from RefSeq and is a predicted model, not a curated record. Gene Ontology annotation, biological process: fibroblast migration. Gene Ontology annotation, molecular function: protein binding. Bases 344 to 6067 code for a protein of 1907 amino acids.